CUUCUUCACCUGCUGUAGGUGGCUCUGACUGCUCAGUAUUAGGUGCUUGUCUGUAGCUACACUUUACCUGUGGGAGUAUCUCUGUCACCAUUCUUCACCUUUGGACUGUUAACAGAGUUUAUUUGUGUCUGGAAGACUUGGACUUUAUCCUGAUUAUUUCCUGGUCAUGCUCACAUGCUGGAUGGCCUGCAUCACAGCGAGCAAAAACAACACAACUCCAUGUUCCUGAACUCACUCUACAUCUCUGAUUCACACAUGAGAUAAAGCUGGAUUUUCAAUUUGUUUUUAAAUUGUGAUUGAAAGCCCUUUACCUGUGAAGGCUGUGAUUGUCACUGAGUGUUAGCGGCGCCUGCACAUUGAGGCAACAUGAUGGAAGAGGUGUCCAUGACGAUGGCAUACGAUGCAGACACUAUGGAGCAGCUGAGUGAAGAGGAGAUCCUGGCCUGCCUGGUGGAAGAAACUGGACCAACAUUCACAGUUCCCUCAAAGAAAGCCAAACCGAAAGAGAGCCGGCUUCAACUGAUGGAUGAUGAAGAGCCUUUCGACAAAUACCUGAAGGAGAACUAUGUGUUGCAGCAAACGAGCCUCCGUCUGGAGCAGGAGAAUGACAGCCUCGCUCACAGACUGAUCACCAGCAAGAUCGCCUUGAAGAACGCUCUGGACCAGGCGGAGGACCGAGUGGACGAACUCACCAAAGACCUUCUUCAGACCAGACGCCAUCUGCAGGCGACAGAAGAGGAGAAGAGAGGGACAGAGGAGGAAGCUGAAGUGGCGAAGAAAGUGUUUAGAAGAGAGCUGCAGAAGACUGAGCAGGAAGUCAGAAGGUCGUCUGGUGUCAUUGCGGACUACAAACAGAUCUGCUCUCAGCUGACAAGCCGUCUGGAGAGGCAGCAGGCCGCCCACAGAGAAGAGUUAGACUCACUCAAGAGUGCAGUGAAGGCUUGCUCAUGCUGUCGACACCUCGUAGAAUCAGAAGCAGCAUCUUCCACUGAAGCAGCGAUUGAAAGCCACGGGAAUACUAAACCAGGCCAGGAAGAGGACGACACAAGUCCUAAAAAGGAAGAGCAGAGGAGGGUGGAAAAGGAGAAGGAGUCCCUCGGGGCCGAAGUCAAGGAGCUGGAGCAGGAGUUGGUCAAGACCAAAGUCCAUAUGGUGGAGUCCAAGUGCAAGAUCCAGGAGCUGGAGCACCAGAAGGGAAUCCUGGCCAACGAUCUCCAGGAAGCGAAGAACAGCUGGAUCAGCAAGGCCUUCACCUCCCUGCGGACCCCCAGCGCAGGGGGGCUUCAAAGCAUCAGCUUACCCAGAGAAGGAGCUCCCUCAGUGGUGUGGAAGCUCCGCAGAGGCUCCCUGUCUGAGUGGAGCGCCAAGAAGCUGUCGUGGCCUCACAGAAACAAACAAGAACAUCUUUAAAAGCUUGGACUGUGAAUUUGCAGACUGGAAACAAUUGAAGGAUCAGACCUCAGAGUAUUUAUUCACAAUGUGAUGUGCAAUAUGUGGUCAGUGUGUAGCUGCUGUUGUGUAGUACUAUAGGGCAGUGUAAAGCAUGAAGGAGUAUCUGAAAGCACAUGCAGGUGCUGUCAAAGACAUUCUCUAUAUGUGUUGAACACUUUCCAACUACUGAACACACUAGUGCAUUUUUUCCUUUGUAAACCAAAUGUGCCAUGUGAGUUAUUUGUACAUAAUUAUGUUCUUCUUUGUAAAACAACAUUAAAGCAGGUAUGACUUAA
Messenger RNA from Gymnodraco acuticeps, 1727 nucleotides. Its product is annotated as rab GTPase-activating protein 1-like. The transcript has 8 exons. NCBI's taxonomy places the organism in Eukaryota, Metazoa, Chordata, Actinopteri, Perciformes, Bathydraconidae. Bases 367 to 1410 code for a protein of 347 amino acids. The record is from RefSeq and is a predicted model, not a curated record.